This is a messenger RNA of Sycon ciliatum, 4566 nucleotides long. RefSeq lists its product as uncharacterized. Gene Ontology annotation, cellular component: cytoplasm. The coding region runs from base 195 to 4187 and encodes 1330 amino acids. Gene Ontology annotation, biological process: protein phosphorylation; signal transduction. The record is from RefSeq and is a predicted model, not a curated record. Gene Ontology annotation, molecular function: protein kinase activity; protein binding; ATP binding. The transcript is spliced from 2 exons. Lineage: Eukaryota; Metazoa; Porifera; Calcarea; Leucosolenida; Sycettidae.
GGAGUGCGGAAUCUACUACAUGACUGUAGCCUUUCCUUUUCCUUUGGAGUGUUUACUUGCAGACAGUGAUCACGAUGCACAGAAAACAAACCCUCUUCAGUCUGAACGUAGUUACCAGGUUACAGUACAAUUGUAGUUCGCGAAAGGCUUGAUAUGGUCGGGGUUACGGGAGCUCUUGCACAAUUGUGACCGAUAUGGCCGCAACUGGCGUAAGCUGGCCGAGCCUAUUGCCAGUACUGGUGGUUCUCAAGGCAGUAUUCGCUACGCUUACCAUUCUACUCAGCUCCCGCAUUGUGGCUGUCCGUUCUCUCGAUUCGCUGGUGCAUCCGGAAACGAUCCGACCCUAUUGUCCACAUUACGCGUACUUCGCUGGUAUUCACAGCCAGCCAUCUCCUAAACACACCAUGAUGGUCAGGGAUAGUCGAUUCACCGAAGAAUACGAAGCUUUGCUAGCGCUGGGAAUACCAGCGGGAUCUGAAAGCGCCAAUCGCAGCGCAGUCGUCCGUGUUGAUGGCCUGGAUAUCUCCAAAAACGACGGGCAAACAUGGCGACCCUUGGACGCUCUAGACCUCCACUUCUUGCCUGAACCUUGCCGUAAACCAAAAUCGUUCACGCCAGCUCUGGCGACCAGUCCUGACAAGCGACAGCUGGUGAUGUUCGGAUUCGGAGCCGAGCCUCAGUGCCACCAAGUUUUGAUCUACGAACCGCGACGCUUUCACUGCAUUCUGCGCACUCAGCAUGGAGACGCAGGAGGCGGCCGCGACCCUGCACAAGAUCUGCGUGGACCUGCACAUUACCUGCAUGCGAUCACGACCAUUCCCUCCGAAAUGACCCAGGGCUAUACCAUAGUCUCCUUCGGCGGAAUAAGAUGCGACAGACCGCCGUGUCCGCUAAGAAAGAGCUCUGUCCACAAUGAUCUGUGGCUACUGGAUGUCCCUGCAACUGGCAUUUGUUCCCCAUCUACUGUUGCAAAGUGGAGGCUAGUCGAGCCGGAAAAUUUCGACGCAGAUUUACCGAUUCCGCGUGCUUUUCCAUCGAUGUUCACACUGGCGGACGCGAGAGUGCUGAUGGUCGGUGGAUUUCGCCUUCCUUCGGAAAAGGGGGACACGGAUAACCAACUGCCACGCGUAUUGUUGGAUACUUGGCAGUUAGAUAUAACAGUCGGCCGCUGGCUGCGCUUGAGGAGCUCUUUGCAUGAUGCGUUCGGACGAGAGACGGAGCAAGAGGUGCGCAACUUUUUGACCGACCUUCAAUCAUUGUCGUAUAACGCAGCGUACAUCGCCGACACAGAGACCCUGGUUGUGGCAAAGAUUGUGAGGGAACGAGUGACGGCUCACGAUCCAGAUGAGAACUUCAUGGUCGUUGGGUGCAAGGUUGGCCGUGCGAGUUGUGGAAGCUGCAGCACGCUACGGACCAAGAGUAGACGCUCGGUACUGACCUCGAUGCAGACGUUGGCAACAAGCAGCAGCACGGCUUACCUGAUUCAUUUCGGAUGUGAGGAGACUCUACAGUUGCUCUUCGACUUCCAAGGUCACGCUCAGAGCGGCACCGCCAGUAGUAGUAGUAGUAGUAGUAGUAGUAGUAGUAGUAGCGCUAGCAGAAGCAGCAGCCAGCAACUGUCUGAUUCGACGCUGAACAUGCAGGUAGUACCCGUACCAGAUUCCUCAAACCCACAUUUCUGCUAUCCUGGAGCUUUCCGUUGUCUCUCGUCCACACCUGUGACAUACCCAUCUCAGCAUGUUGCCAAUGGACGUGACCUCAUCAUUGUCGGUGGAACUUGUCUAAACUUGAUCCAUGGAAGCCGAUACUCUAUUCACAAGCCCAUACUGGGAGAUGUCGUCAAGGGAAUGAGUGUUUGGUUCCUGCGUAAGUCUCUCGAUGGUGACAAGCGGCCUCGGCUCACAUACAUCAUGAAGCGUUUCCGGCACGGACCGCGAGACUCGCGUAUGCUGGGUCAUUCCCUCACUCGCGUCUCGAGCAAGGCAAUUCUCUUCGGCGGCCUGGCCCAUCAGAACAAAAUGUUCAAGCCCGUGCUGCGUCGACCGUGGUGUUUUGAUCUGCAAAACCACUAUUGGUUGGAGAUGCAAUAUCCGCCGGCAUCUAACCUGCAACCAAGCCCCAGAGCCGACCAUGUCAUCUUUGCGCACAACGAUACCAGUCUGAUCGUGUACGGUGGGAUGACCGCGAACCAAACGGGACUCGGCGACCUGUGGCUGCUGUCGUUUACGGACCUGGCGCAGUGCAAAGGCCGCUGGCACCUGCUGACAGGGUUGAUCACGUCAGGUGGUGCUGCAUUGCAAGCCAGGUACGGCCACCGCUGGACUCUAAUGAACGGCCGCAAUAUGAUCUACGGAGGCUCACAGCGGCAGCCAUGGAGCGCACAGGACAGGGAAACUGCCAAGUGGAUCACUGAGCUGUACAUAUCACCCGACGGCAGUCGAGUGGUGGUCACAAAUAUUCCAUUGUCGCCGGCUCCAGCCGCUCCUGUCAGAUUCCACUCCAUCACGCAGUACACAUCCAUGGCAAUUCUUCUAUUAGGUGGUCAAUACCCAAGUGGCGAGGACCCGCAACAAAGUUACCUGAUUCGUCUGAGCUCCAACAACACCAACCAGGUGACGGCUUCAGUGGAGCCAUUCUUCGGUUGUAAAGCAAUGGAAGGGCACCACGUAGCGGAAGGUCUGGCAUUGUCCGUGAUUUCCAAGCGGCCAUUGAACAACGGACUGAGCCACUCACGCAAGUGCAACCCGAACGUCUUCGCGGUUCGCAACACGGACGAAUGCCCAGUUGGGCAGGAGCGCACCACCGCCAACACCUGCGAGCCGUGCCAUCAGGGUGCCUUUUCCGACACCUACGGUGGUCGCUGUAAGCUCUGCCGAAAGCCUCUGGUGACGAACGGCACGGGCGCCACGCUGUGCCGGCUUCCGUCGCCAUGCACACCAGGACAUUGCCACGGCAACGGACGGUGCAUCGUCAGCGAGGGAGCACUCACGGCAAUGUGCGAGUGUCGCUUUGGCUUCCUGCCGUAUGAUAACUGCCACGUCCCAUUCGUGUACCUCUCCCAGCUUGCUGUGGCAAUCUUCUUGAUCAUGAUAGCUGCAUGCUUUGUCCACGUUCGCAGGUAUUGCCGCCAAAAAAGUGACCUGCGAGAGAAGGAAGCUGAACUCAGUGACAAGUACAAGGAGCUUGCCAUCUCGGUCAAGAAGCUGGACCAAUUGAACAAUGGUGCAAUCAUAGACUGGUCUUCUCUAAAGCUCCGGGAAAAGCUCUCCGAGGGACCAAAGAACAGUGUCUGGGCAGCCGAGAUGUUCGACAUGCUCGUUGCGGUCAAAACCCUGCCGUUGGAGAGCAGCACGCUCACGCCGUACGAUCUGUUCGCGCAGGAAGCCGAGAUCCUGCGCUCCAUCCGCCAUCCUAACAUCGUCACGUUCCUGGGAGCAGGUACAGUAGGCACCACGGGCCGGCACAGCAGCUUCUACGUCAUGGAGUACCUGCGACGCGGCUCCCUGUUCGAUGUGCUGCACGAUGCCGAGAGCAUAUUCGAUCACCAGGAUCACGUGAGGUUCUCGUGCGACAUUGCUAGGGCCAUGCACCACCUGCACGACCGCACGCCGCCGCGCAUCCACCGCAACCUCAAGACGCCGCACCUGCUCGUCAGCGACAAGUGGGUGGUGAAGGUUGCCGAUCUGGCCACCGCUCAUUUCAUGGACAUUGCUACUGCCGAGCAGCCAUCCACCUCGCCAGGAUCAUCAUCGAAAGCAUUGCAGCAGCACAAGGCGCGGAGCUUGGGUCGUGAUCUGAAAACUCCGUUAUUGCAAAACAGUGAGCAUGGCGCAACAGACACGUGCCUGGACCUGAUGGAGACAGACAGCAACAUUGACGACAUCCGAUGGCGCUCACCGGAGCUUCUGCAGUCUAAGCCAUACUCGGAGAAAACAGAUGUAUAUAGCUUUGGCGUCAUCCUUUGGGAAAUCUACACUCGACAGCUGCCGUACGGUCAGUUCCACACUGCCAGUGCCAUCCGCGAGGAGAUCAUUGCUGGACGCUCUCUGACGUUGCCGGCAGACAUGCCGUAUGCCUUUCGCCACCUGAUCGAAGAGUGCCAGCGGGCUGAUCCGGUGGACCGGCCGGAUUUCGACUGGGUGCUGGCCAGCCUGGAGGAGCAGUUCCGACGCUGCGGUCAUGUCUGAACACCGGCACGUUGAGUUACUUUGCCGAAAACUAGGCAACAGGAAGAUCAACGUGCUAGUAGUAUGAUAUAUGUACACGAUGCACGUAUCAGUACAUACACACCGUGACAGCUGAUGCAAGUGAUGCAUGGAGAAUCAAAGUGGAAAAGAGCAUAUCACCUCGUGGCGUGCGACCGCGUGUUGUACAUAUGCCAGCAUGAUGUUCAUGUAGAGUAGAACAGCUUUGAAAGUGAGAAAAUACUAGCCAGCUGCUGCGCCUGUCCUCUGUCUUCUAUUGCCACUGCAUAGCACUAUCGACUCAUUUUCCCUCAAAACUGAUUUCGCCAUUUUGUUGCAUGCAUGCUGACUGGUGUUUUAUGUGAGGUAGUCAUCAAGCUUA